AUGGCUACGAUUAAGGAUCUAGUCUACCAUUACCUCGACAUUGGCCGAUUAGGGCGUGGUGAAGUUGUCAAUCUUUUCCUCAAAGAUGCGGGUGUUGAAUUUAAGACCGUUCUUUAUCCGUGGGAUGCGACAUGGCCUCAGCAAAGCGAGACCUUGAAAAACCAGGGCCUCACUCGGACAGGCAAGCUUCCUGCGCUCGAAUACAAGGGCCAGAACCUCAUACAGCACAUUCCCAUUCUACGAUACCUCGCACGUGACCUGGGCGGAUAUGACGGGGAAACAAGCCAGGAGAAAUAUAUCGUGGACGCUGUUUCGGAUAUCUAUGUUGAUUGGAGAGCGAAAUGGGCUGCGAACCUAGGCGAAAAGAAGCCCGAGUACAAGGAUAAAUACGUGCCGGAGUAUUACAGCCUUGUCGCACAGUACUACUCGGAUUCUGAGGGGCCAUAUCUAUUGGGUGAUAAGAUCACCUACGUCGACUUCGCGAUAUACCAGUCUAUCGAUAACGAUCGUAGAACUGGAACGCUUCCGUCGGUCCUGCCAGAGGCUCUAGCUAAGCUCGAGGCGGUCUUUGAGAAAAGACCCAGAAUCGCCGACUACAUCAAAAAGAAUAAGUGA
Penicillium waksmanii is the source of this 615-nucleotide messenger RNA. Its product is annotated as glutathione S-transferase. The record is from RefSeq and is a predicted model, not a curated record. Gene Ontology annotation, molecular function: glutathione transferase activity. Gene Ontology annotation, biological process: glutathione metabolic process. The coding region runs from base 1 to 615 and encodes 204 amino acids. The transcript is spliced from 5 exons. NCBI's taxonomy places the organism in Eukaryota, Fungi, Ascomycota, Eurotiomycetes, Eurotiales, Aspergillaceae.